Messenger RNA from Cladophialophora immunda, 1129 nucleotides. RefSeq lists its product as uncharacterized. The coding region runs from base 140 to 928 and encodes 262 amino acids. The record is from RefSeq and is a predicted model, not a curated record. The transcript has a single exon. NCBI's taxonomy places the organism in Eukaryota, Fungi, Ascomycota, Eurotiomycetes, Chaetothyriales, Herpotrichiellaceae.
CUUGUUUCUCUUCCUCUGCUACAACAUUGCUGGAUUACUAGACCAUACGUUUUUGCCGUUGUUGAGUCCAGCUGGCGUGGAAAUAUAGGCUUCUGACUCUGAUUUACAUCCACAGUUGCAGCGCAUUUCUACCCCUACCAUGGAAGGGCCCUCACGUCUAAACGCGCCCGGUGUAUCCUUCAAGUCCUCCACGACGCCCGAAGCUCGAGCACAGGCGAGGGAAUCCUACAAAGAUGAGGGCCUGGAGGGUGUAUACAACCAACCGGGAACCUUUGACACCCACAGCGUCGAAAACCCAACCAAAACACAUACGGGUUUCUACUCUGAGCACGGCCAUUCCCUCUCUCACAUCCGACCCAUCACCAAGCACCCGGGGUCAUCAGUCACAACAUUCUAUAGUGGUGUGUUCACCACGAUCAUCGGCAUUUCGACGCUCGGCGCGAGCAUCACUUUCUCCUACGUCUUGUCCAACAACACCUCCACCCCGCGAGCAAGAAAGCCAGUCUUCAAUGUGGACCAGAUUCAAGAAUUCCUGGCCAUGAGCUGGCUCUUGUUCCUGCUUGCGUUGGCAAUUGCCUCCCUUGGCUCGACCAUCUUGACCUUCUUCAAAGACCACUGGAUUGCAGACUGGGACGGGCUGAAUGGGAAAACUUCACAACGGAGUGUUCAGAUGUACGCGAUCGUUGCUGCUGGUCUGAUGGGUGGUCUGAUUAUCGGGGCUUUCGUGCUGUUAUGCCUGGUGGUUGUUGCAUAUACCGCUGUGGUCGGGUGGGUGGCCUUGGGAUUUACCAGUCUCUUCGGAGUUAUCAUCCUUCUGGCAUUGAUGAAUCAGGCUCCGUUCCCGUGGCGGGAUAACACGCCGUCCCCAAGCCCAAGACAUCGCAGUGCGGGUGGCCCUGACGGACGUGAUAGAGAGGAGGGACCUUGAUGGGCUCUCAAGAAAGAUGCGUUGUGCCAUCGAUGCAGGGGAAUAUUAUUCGAUAGGUCCACGCAUGGUCGUUAUUUUUUGGCGGACGGGUUUCCCUGUCUUAGCGCGGCAGUCUUCUCUUGCCACAACGACAGCUCCAGCACAAUACCCGGCUUGUUCAGGUCGUCUUCAUAAUCAUACAAAACUCUUCAUAGCCCAUCG